Molecule: messenger RNA, 841 nt
Organism: Culex quinquefasciatus (southern house mosquito)
Lineage: Eukaryota; Metazoa; Arthropoda; Insecta; Diptera; Culicidae
Product: peptide methionine sulfoxide reductase
Exons: 4
Coding region: 112-771 (219 amino acids)
Biological process (GO): cellular response to oxidative stress
Cellular component (GO): cytoplasm
Molecular function (GO): peptide-methionine (S)-S-oxide reductase activity
Source: RefSeq, a predicted model, not a curated record
UUCCGAUCUAUUCAUAAACCAAGCUGAUACACUUCUUUUGUUUUGAUUGGGCCUGAUAAGUGCGUGAAUUUCUUUUGUUUCAUUGACACCAAGGAUUAGACUCCAUCGACCAUGGCUGCUCCCCUUCAUCACGUUGAUGUUCCGUUCGAGAAGGCCACCUUCGGCAUGGGAUGCUACUGGGGCACGGAUUCGUUGUUUGGGGCCACGCUUGGGGUUUUGAGGACAAGGGUUGGCUACUCCGGUGGAACGACCGGUGCUCCGAAGGGGAAGGAUAUUGGUGACAACGUUGAGGUGAUUGAAAUUCACUACGAUCCGACCAAGAUUACGUACUCGCAGCUGCUGGAAAUGUUCUGGGAGAACCACGAGUAUCGGGCGUCGGCCAGGCUUAAGCGCGAGUACAUGACUAUGAUCCAGUAUCACAGUGAGGAUCAACGGAAGUUGGCUGAAGCCAGUAAAGCCGCUCAACAAGCCAAGGAGCAUGAAGAAGUGGUCGCAACCGAGAUCGUCCCAGCUAGUCCGCUUUACCCAGCGGCAGACCACAACCAAAAGUAUCGGCUGCAGGGUCACGUCGAUCUGGCCAAGGGUCUCGGGCUGACCUCGGAGCUGCUGCAAAGCUCGCACGUCGCGGCCCGUUUGAACGGUUAUCUGGUCGGGGCGGGAGGGCUGGAGCAGUUCGAAGCCGAAGCCGACCAGCUGGGCCUGUCGGACGCGCAAAAGCAGUACGUCCGGAAUUAUCUAAUCGAGAACGACGGUGCGGGUAUUGCCUGUUGAGGCAAAAGAGAGAGAUUCAUAAUAAACAAACAUCGUCAUUUUUUGGCCGUCACGCCCAAUCAUGCGUGAA